AUCUGCAGUUACCGCCGGAUGACACGGAGGCGCUUUGUUCUGCCCUGAAUGUCUCAGUGUAUGAUUGGUGUGCCUGACAGGCCUGUUGGGCCUUGGGGGCCCAUACUUGUUCGGUAACGGAUGUAGGUGUGAUAAAGAGCUGGACUACGCCGUGGGCCCACUUUGAACUCCCAUGUGUUUAAAGUCGACGUUCACCCUCUUUUGUUCUUGAUCUACACACACUCCUUGUCACAUCACAGUCAAGCUUCGACAGCUUUAUCACAUUCUUUCCAAACUUCCCUCUCUUGUUCAAUUGACGGUCUGGACCUCCACUCAUUCAUCACUCCAUCAACAACACACAGUCUCUAUAAAGAAACUUCGCCACACUCCCUUGUGUAGCCAACAAAGAACAUCUUCAAACAACACCGUCACAGACCCUCUCAAUCAACAAAAUGCUUUCCAAAUUCACCUUUGCCAUCGUGGCACUCCAGGCUAGCCUUGCCCUUGCUGGCAAAGCCGUCAUCGCCAACCGCUGCAGCUACGACAUCUGGGUCUGGUCGAUCUCUACCGGAUACGGCGUACCUACAGCAGUCCGCAUCCCUUCACGAACCACCCACAGCGAGCCCUACAACGGUGUCAGCACUUCCAUGAAGGUCAGCAAGUCUGAGAACCUCGUCGCUGGUCAGCACACCCAAUUCGAGUACUCCAUCGCCAAUGGCCAGCUCUGGUACGACAUCUCUUUCGUCGACUGCGCCAAGGGCGAGUCUGCGUCCAACUGCCCCGGUCACGACGAAGGCCUCGCUAUGGAUGCCAGCGACGACAGCUGCGGCAAGAUCGACUGCGAGGCUGGAACAUACUGCCCUUCGCAGAUCUACUACGUCGACCAGCCUCUGAAGAAGCUUGGUAUCGCUGAGCCUGUCUUCAUGUGCCCCAGCUCCCUGGGCACCAGCCCCGACCUGUACAUGAAGGUCUGCUCUGGCGAGGAACAGAUCAAGAGGAGCGUUGCUGGACGCAUGCAGAUCAACGGCGAGGCUUAGAUAGCCCUGGUGCCGCGCACUUUACGAUUACUUCUCCAGCUCUUUUAUGAUUACUUCUUACGUUCUUUAUACAUAAACUAGGGAUGGGACAUGGGAUAUACCUUGGGUCACGAUUUGGUUACGACUUUGGAUGAUUCAAUGAAACGUGUUACGCUA
Molecule: messenger RNA, 1172 nt
Organism: Alternaria rosae
Lineage: Eukaryota; Fungi; Ascomycota; Dothideomycetes; Pleosporales; Pleosporaceae
Exons: 1
Coding region: 432-1016 (194 amino acids)
Source: RefSeq, a predicted model, not a curated record